AUGGGUACCGGGAAGAAAGAGGCUACCCGGCGUGUUCGCCAGGGUAAGACCGGCGAUGGCAUGGCCAACGUCCAUACCAAGGGUGAAAACUUCUAUCGCGAUGCGAAGAGGGUCAAGCUCCUGAACAUGUACAAGGAGGGAAAGGCCCAGCGAAACGCUGAUGGUCAAAUCACAAAGGCUGCCACCUGGCAGUCCCGUGAUGUGCCCACCGCCGUCAUCGAGCCGAACCGCAAGUGGUUUUCCAACACGCGUGUCGUGUCCCAGGAUACCCUCACGGCCUUUCGCGAGGCCAUGGAGGAAAAGGCCAAGGACCCCUACCAGGUCCUGCUCAAGUCCAACAAGCUGCCCAUGACACUCAUCCGCGACGGCAAGGACACCAACGGCCUGAAGCAGCACAGGGCCAAGAUGACGCUGGAGACGGCGCCCUUUUCUGGUGUCUUUGGUCCCAAAUCUCAGAGAAAGCGAGUCAAGCUGGACGUUGCCAACCUCGAUGACCUUGCCGACGGCACCGAAAAGAGCAUGGACACGUACGAGGAGCGUCUCGAGCAGGCCAAGCUUCUCAGCGGCCAGUCCGGCAACGAGGAGGAUGGUAGCUUCGCCAUGGCCAUUGAGCCCGUCUUUGACAAGGGCCAGAGCAAGCGUAUCUGGAACGAACUGUACAAGGUUAUCGACUCGUCCGACGUUGUCAUCCACGUUCUCGACGCUCGUGACCCCAUCGGCACCCGAUGCCGCAGUGUUGAGAAGUACCUGCGCGAUGAGGCUCCUCACAAGCAUUUGAUCUUCGUCCUCAACAAGUGUGAUCUGGUCCCCACCGGCGUUUGCGCCGCUUGGGUUAGACAUCUCGGAAAGGAAUACCCCACACUGGCGUUUCAUGCCAACAUCAACAACUCUUUUGGCAAGGGCUCCCUCAUUCAGCUUCUACGCCAGUUCUCCGUUCUUCACUCGGACAGAAAGCAGAUUUCCGUCGGUCUCAUUGGUGGUCCCAACACUGGCAAGUCUUCCAUCAUCAAUACCCUGUUGAAGAAGAAGGUCUGCACUGUUGCCCCGAUUCCUGGCGAGACCAAGGUCUGGCAAUAUGUUACUCUGAUGAAGCGUAUUUACCUCAUCGAUUGUCCUGGUGUCGUUCCUCCCACCACCCAAGAUACUCCUACCGACCUUGUCCUCCGUGGUGUCGUCCGCGUCGAAAAGGUCGACAACCCUGAGCAGUACAUCACCGCCCUUCUGAGCAAGGUCAAGCGCCGCCACAUGGAGAAGACGUAUGACCUUACCAACUGGACCAAUGCGACCGAGUUGCUUGAGCUCCUAGCCCGCAAAGGUGGCCGUCUUCUUAAGGGUGGUGAGCCUGAUCUCGACGGUGUCGCCAAGAUGAUGCUCAACGACUUUAUGCGUGGCAGAAUUCCUUGGUUCACGCCCCCUCCUAUUCUCAACAAUGACGAGGGUGAGAUGAGAGCUGGCCGCCAGGGUCGUCUCGGUGAGAUGCCUAAGAAGCGCACUCAGACGGAAGCUUUCGACGAAGCUGCCGAGGCUCAGCUCCAGGAGGAAAAUGCAAAGGAGGGCAGUGAUGUCGAUGAUGAUGAUGACUCUUUUGAGGGCUUUGGUAGCGACACUGAUGGGCCUUCUCGCAAGGCUUCCUUUGGUGCUACUUCUGGUGCCGCCAGUGAGGAAAGCGAGGCCGAAGAAGAAGAGGCUGAGGUCGAGGAGGAAGUCGAAGAGGAGCCUGAGCCGGAGCCCCCUGUCCGUGUUACCCGCUCCAGCAAGCGUCUCAAGAAAUGA
This is a messenger RNA of Akanthomyces muscarius, 1773 nucleotides long. RefSeq lists its product as uncharacterized. The record is from RefSeq and is a predicted model, not a curated record. The transcript has 3 exons. Gene Ontology annotation, cellular component: nucleolus. NCBI's taxonomy places the organism in Eukaryota, Fungi, Ascomycota, Sordariomycetes, Hypocreales, Cordycipitaceae. Gene Ontology annotation, molecular function: GTP binding. The coding region runs from base 1 to 1773 and encodes 590 amino acids.